CCGCAGUUAUUCCCAGUUUCAGAUGAGGUUUGAAGGCGAGCCUUGUGUAGGAAACCAAAGAUAUUUCUUCAAUGAUUUUUAAUGACUUUGCAAGCAUUGUCACUGAAUUCUUGCUGAUGGUACAGCAUUUCUGCUCAGAUUGCUCUCUCCAAAUAUCGAAAAGAGGCAUUUAAAAUGUGGAGAUUUCCCAAAUAUAUUCUUUCUCUUUUUAUCCUAACACGAGCAGUCAGUGCAACUAGUAAGUUGUUUGGGGAAAAUGACCAAGUUCAGAUGAUUUCUGAGGGCUCAGACUGCCGUUGCAAAUGCAUCAUGAGACCUCUGACAAAGGAUGCAUGCAGUCGCAUCAGAAAUGGGAGCUUACGUUUUGAAGACUUCUACACAGUUGAAACUGUCAGUUCUGGGACAGACUGUAAGUGUUCCUGUACAGCUCCCCCAUCAUCUCUCAACCCUUGUGAAAAUGAGUGGAGAAUGGAAAAACUCAGAAAACAGGCUCCAGAAUUCUUUAAGUUGCAGUCACUGGUUGAUCUCCUUGAAGGAACCUUGUAUAGUAUCGAUAUGAUGAAGGUUCACUCUUAUAUACAAAAAGUAACAACACAGAUGAAUAACCUAGAAGAGAUGAAAGAGGAGAACCCAAAAGGUUCUGACAGCCAUUCUGGCUGUGCUGAGGGGCCGGAUAAUUCAGUUAAAGGAACUUCACGUUCUGGGGAUCACAAAUCAAGAACCGCAGAAAAAACUCAGAUUUCUUAUGAAUUUGAAGUAGCUGACAGGAGCACUAGCAAUAUAACAGCUACUCCAUUGUCUGUCACAAGUCAUGCUACGGCUACUACUACUGCAACCACAAGCUUUAGCUCCAUAGGUGCCACCAUGCUCACCAACAGGGGGGCAAGCACUCGGUCGUUUGGUCCAAAUAAAGUCAGAGAAGGUGAGUGUUAUGGGACAUUAUCAAUGAUUGAACCUCCUGAGAACCAUCACAGUUAUGGCCGCAAUGAGGGUGCCUGGAUGAAAGAUCCUAUAGCAAAAGAUGACAGGAUCUAUGUGACAAACUAUUACUAUGGAAACAACUUGGUAGAAUUCAGGAACCUUGAAAACUUUAAACAAGGGCGUUGGAGUAAUCUGUACAAGCUUCCUUAUAACUGGAUUGGAACAGGACAUGUUGUUUACAAUGGGUCAUUCUAUUACAAUAGGGCUUUUACCAGAAAUAUAAUUAAAUAUGACAUUAAGCAGCGGUAUGUAGCAGCCUGGACUCUUCUUCUUGAUGUGGUAUACGAAGAUACAACACCAUGGAAAUGGCGAGGACAUUCGGACAUUGACUUUGCUGUUGAUGAAGGUGGCCUGUGGGUUAUUUAUCCUGCCUUCUAUUAUGAGUACAGCCAGCAUGAAAUCAUAGUCAUCAGUAAAUUAGAUCCUAUUGAUCUUUCAAUGAAGAAGGAAACAACUUGGAAAACAGGCCUCAAGCGUAAUUCUUAUGGUAAUUGUUUCAUUAUUUGUGGUGUUAUGUAUGCAGUAGACACUUAUAAUGAGAAAGAAGGCCAAGUGUCUUAUGCAUAUGAUACUCACACAAACACUGAAAUAAAUCCAAAGUUACCCUUCAUCAAUGAAUACACCUACACCACACAGAUUGACUAUAAUCCUAAAGAGAAAGUUCUGUAUGCAUGGGAUAAUGGUCAUCAAGUCACCUACAAGAUUAUUUUUGCAUUUUGACUUUAUACAGAAGCUCAACCUAUCACAAUGCACUUUGCCUUAUUUUGAUCAUUUACAAAGAAUGGGAAUUUGCACUUGGGCUGGUAGAGGAAUAUCUAUGGCAACUUUUGUCUUAUGGCUUUAUGAAUAGGAAUACUUUUGUAAAAUGUAUUAAAAAUAUUGCUGAUCAUUGUAGACAAGUGCUAUGUAAGAUACAGGCAUUUUCCCUUCACUUUAUUUCAUUUGAACAUCAUCUAAUAUUUAGUGACAAAUGAUAAAACAACAAAGCUCUUUUCUCUGUCUGACUAUCCCAGAUGUCAAUAGCCAUGAGCUGCAUUUCAAAUUCUCAUCUGAAUUUCUUCAGAACUAGCAGUUUGGAUUAAUACAUCCUUGAAACCUCACCAACAUGGGGUUCACUUCCAAAAUUGUCUCAGUAACAUUCAUGUUAAGUAUCAAUCAUUUGAUUAUAUUUGUCGAGUGUGUGACUGUCUUUUUUGAAAACACUAAUAAUGUUUACAAUAGUUUAGGAAUCAGUUGUAACUACCCCACCACCCCACCCCCAUGAGACUAGACUAAUAUUAUAUUGUGUGAUAACUUGCACUGUUGUAUAAUCCUGUUAAGCAAUUUGCUGGAUAAAGUAUAAACUGGAGGCUAGUGCCUUUACUUAGGAAACAUGCAAAAAUCUUGUAUCAGUGUAAAUCACCUGAUUAUGCAAAUAGACAUUGAGUAAAGGAUUCAUACAGGUAAUAAUCUGUUUCAUUACAAAGUAUAGAUUUUAAUGUAGUACAAUAAAUAUACAUAUGUAACUUUAUCAAAGCCAUUUCAGAAUAGCUUUAACAAUAUGAUUUUUAGAACACUGUCGGGCCUGAGCACUGCACCAACCAAUCUGGAAAGAAAUAAGUACAAGCAGGACAUUUUGCAGGUCAAAGUAAUAUUGCUUAGUCUAGAUUUUUUGGUAAUAAAUUGAUAUGAAUAACCACAAA
Messenger RNA from Rhincodon typus (whale shark), 2663 nucleotides. Its product is annotated as olfactomedin-like protein 2A. NCBI's taxonomy places the organism in Eukaryota, Metazoa, Chordata, Chondrichthyes, Orectolobiformes, Rhincodontidae. The transcript has 7 exons. Gene Ontology annotation, biological process: signal transduction. The coding region runs from base 175 to 1701 and encodes 508 amino acids. The record is from RefSeq and is a predicted model, not a curated record.